Molecule: messenger RNA, 3939 nt
Organism: Scomber japonicus (chub mackerel)
Lineage: Eukaryota; Metazoa; Chordata; Actinopteri; Scombriformes; Scombridae
Product: epsin-2-like
Exons: 12
Coding region: 373-3165 (930 amino acids)
Biological process (GO): endocytosis
Cellular component (GO): endosome; clathrin vesicle coat; plasma membrane
Molecular function (GO): phospholipid binding; clathrin binding
Source: RefSeq, a predicted model, not a curated record
GGAUUCUAUAGACGUUGACGUCGGGUUUAACGCACAGGAUCGACUCGUACUCGCCCUCAGCCGCCAUCUUGAUUCUACUGUUAUUGAGUGAGGGGGCGGAGCCACGCAGGAGCUGCAGACUGCGGAACCGGAAAUCGCAGCGUCGCUUCGUCUCCUCGAAGAUUCCUGGAUAUCUUCUACAAGAGGUGUAGGCUCUGGUUUCUGACAUCCUGAGACAAGCCGAUGCAGUCAGGGGGAAAGAGAGAGACCAGCAGGAUGAAUGCUCACUGAGCCAGUAACUGCACUCAACCUACACAAAAUAUUAGACUUUGACAGGUGUACCUAUUUUAAAGAUCCUGGAGGUUUGAUUCCUCACCCCACCCACUAGACACCAUGUCGACCUCGAUGCUUCGCAGACAACUGAAGAACCUGGUCCAGAACUACUCUGAGGCUGAGGUCAAGGUGAGAGAGGCGACAUCUAAUGACCCAUGGGGCCCAUCCAGCUCUCAGAUGGCUGACCUCUCUGACCUGACUUACAAUGUGGUCGCCUGCAAUGAGAUCAUGACGAUGCUCUGGAAACGCCUAAAAGACGACAAGAACUGGAGACACAUCCACAAGUCCCUGACACUGCUGGAGUACCUGUUGAAGACUGGCGACGACCGCGUUCUUCUGAAAAUGAAAGACAACGUCUACAUCGUCAAAGCUCUCACAGAGUACCGCUUUAUAGAGAAGGAUGGAAAAGACCAGGGUGGAAAUGUUAGGGAGAAAGCCAAGGUUGUCCUUGUUCUCAUGGAGGAUGAUGACAAACUAAAGGAAGAAAGAGACUUUGCUUUCAAGACCAGAGAGAAGACAUCAAAAGGUGCUGCUGCCUCAUCAACGGACGCUGUCAAGGAUCCCAACUACAAGCCGGUCUUCGUUGCCGGAGCCUCAGGCCUUCCCUGCUUAGACAACAUACCCUCAGUUGCAGACUUGGCUGCUUCUUUCAAUGCCCGCAAAGAGGAGCGGCUUAAACAGGAAGCUGAGAAGAAAGAUGCAGAGAGGAGGGCCAAAAUGAGUGAAGAUGAGCUGCAAUGGGAAGAUGCAGGCAAAUCCACUGGGGAUAAAGUAGAAGCAUGGGGAGGCGAUAAAGCAGAGGACAACGAAAAGGAGGAGGAUGUGGAACCAGACCCAUGGGGAGCCCCCAAAGAACCAAAAGAGGCCACUGAUCCAUGGGGCACACCCGCAAGACCUGCCACAACUGACACAGCAGCCAGCAGUGAUCCAUGGGGGGCUCCAACCAAAACUGAUGAAGAUACAUUUGCAGCUCCAAAAACCAAAGAAGAUCCAUUCGCAGCACCAAAGAAUGGAGAAGAUCCUUUCGCAGCACCAAAAGAUGGGCCUGACCCAUUUGUGGUGAAAAAUGAUUCAGAUCCCUUCAGUGCACCGAAAGAUACUUCGGACCCCUUCAAUGCACCUAAAGACAAGGAGGAUCCAUUUGCUGCUCCAAAAGAUAAACCAGAUCCCUUCAGUUCAUCUAACAAUGAUCCAUUUAAUGCACCAAAAGACGAUCCCUUUAAUACCCCAAAAGAUGAUCCAUUUAACGCCCCAAAAGAUGAUCCAUUUAACGCCCCAAAAGAUGAUCCCUUUAGUGCACCUGCAUCAACACCCCCAAAAGAAGACCCAUUUAACACCCCAAAAGAUGAUCCUUUCAACGCCCCAAAAGAUGACCCAUUUAAUACCCCAAAAGAUGACCCAUUUAACACCCCAAAAGAUGACCCUUUCAACACCCCAAAAGAUGAUCCCUUUACUGCACCUGCAUCAACACCCCCGAAAGAAGACCCAUUUGCAGCACCGACACCUGCUCAAGAUGACCCCUUUGCUGCUCCCACAACGCCACCUAAAGAGGAUCCUUUUUCGGCACCAUCCAAACUGUCUAAAGACGACCCCUUUGCUGCUCCCACAUCGCCACCCAAAGAGGAUCCUUUUUCGGCACCAUCCAUAUUUACUGAAGAUGAACCCUUAGUCGCAGCAACAACACCACCUAAAGAAGAUCCUUUCUCAGCGCCAUCCAAACCUGUAAAAGAUGACCCCUUCACCUCACCAACAACACCCCCUAAGGAGGACCCAUUCGCAACACCCUCCAGCCCACCAAAAGAUGAAGUCCCAGAUCCCUUCAAUGCCCCUCUGGUGAGCCCAACAGCAGGCAGUGCUGAUGCGUGGGGAGCCCCUGCCACCUCUCCACCCCCCACUGGGUCAGAUCCUUGGGGGUCAUCAUCCCCUCCACAGGUGAAAGAAAAGGAAGGAGAUCCCUGGGGAGAUGGGAAAAGCGCUUCCUCUCUGCUUGAUAAUUCGGAUCCAUUUGGGGACACGUCCAAACUGGACAAUGACCCAUGGGGAGCUCCAGCUGCAGCUCCAGCCAGUGCAGAUGAUGCAUGGGGUUCACCUGCUCCACCCGCAGACUCCCCUACAAGUGACCCCUUUGGAGACGGAGCAUCUAAAGCCAAUGAUCCGUGGGGUGCACCGAGCAGCGCAUCUAGCAAUGGCACAGGAAAGCGAACAACACGAGAAGAGGACACGCAUAGAAAGACUGCUUCAUUUCUGGGCUCGGCGGGGGCGUCGCUGGUUGACUUGGACAAUCUGUUUUCUUCUAACCCCAAACAGCAACCCCCGUUCAACACACUCGCCGCCCAGACACAAGCCAUCGGCACUUUUAAAGUCAGGGGCAUGGCGUCAGACCCUGUGGUCAUUUCAGGGGCUGUUGCAGGGGUGUCCCUCUUUGAAGCAUCAGUCCAACCUGGCAGUCCUUUUGGUUCCAUCCCUGCGCCCUCUUACGGUGCAGCAUUUCCCACUUUUGGAGCUGCCAAUCCUUCCAGUGAAACUCCCCUGUUUCAGCUGCCACCCCUCUCCAGUAGAGGGUCUCAUUCUGGCUUUAAUAUGCUUCAGAUGGCUCCUCUGGGAAUGGUACAACCUGCUGCUGUAGGAGAGAGUUCACAGAUUGGAUUUAACAUGAACCCCACCAGGGUUGGAGUGGGCCUGUCUGAACCCUUUGUAUCAGGGGCAGGAAUGGUCCAACCCAAUUUCUUUGGUGGGGGUCAUCACUUUGGAGGUUCCACUCUGCAACCCGGGGUUGGAGACCCCUUGCAGCCACAGUUACGCUCAAGCAGCGGUGCGACCGUGAACAAAAACAAUAAUCCAUUCCUGUUCUGACAACUUGACCGUGUAAACCCUUAAUGAAAUACGUCCAAAUGUUUCAAUCAAAAUUUUGCACAUAAAGUUACAGGGACCACAUAAGAUUUUGCAUGUUUAUCCUUGUAUAACAUGUAUACUUCAUGUAUUUAUCGCCAAACAUUUUCCAAAGCAUACCCAUCGAGACUGCACAUCGCUUUGCUGAGUAUCUUCCGGGCAACUUUGUGGUUUCAGUUAUCCUUAUUAUAACUGAAUUAUGUUAUGUUACGAAAACCAAAAUGCAAAACCUGCUUGAGAAAGGUAAUCCAUUACAGAGAGGGAACUCAUUUCUGUCUUAUGCCUUUCUUGCCGGUGUUAAAAUACCAUCAGUUGCUUUACUAGCACAAAAACACAAAACACAAUGUGCCACCUACUCUCAAAGCUCAGAUUGCUUAGAUAAGUGUCCUAAAAUGCACUAAGAAGGCAGUUUGUAAUGAAGUUAGCAUUCAAUGAUUUGUUAUUCUGACAAAAAACUAAUAUUUGCUUUGUUGGACUGAAAUCAAUUGUAGCCCAGAAGAUACAGUAGAAAACAAUAUAAGCAUUUAUGGUAUACUUUUGGAAAAUGGGCAGAAGUAACAUAAAACCUGCAAAACCACUUGUAUAAUCCGUCCAGACAUCCAGCAGCUAAAUCCUAUCUUAUGCCUUUCUUGUCAGUGUUAAAAUACCAUCAGCUGCUAUACUGGCUUUGUUUGUAGGCAGAUACUGUUAAGAAAGCUCAUUUUGGAAGGCAAACAAUAAGCAAAAAAAAAAACACAA